AGGGCAAAAUGCUCUUAAUUUACACCAGAAUGCAGGAAAUAGGAUCAAUACUUUUCAAAUUUUUCUGGGGGAGGACCCCCAGACCCCUGUCAGCAUCACACAGACCAAAUCUCACUCUGAAGUCUGGUCACAAGUUGGCAGUACAGCAGCAGUGUGAUGUCACAAUAUGUCACUCUGAUCUCAAUAAAACACUUUUAUUACAGGAAAGCCCUUCUGUAGGUUAUGUGUACACUCCAAUCAGUCGGAGCUGAUGGAGAGAAAUCAGUUUUAUCCCGCCGGUCUUGUAUCAGGUCCAGUCCAGUAGGUGGCGGUAGAGCACCACAGAAGAAGAAGCAGAGGACGCUGCAGCAGCAGAAGAAGAAACAGUGACUGAUGGCGUCCUGCUAGCAGUUAGUGUAUGUUCCCGGACUGAAAACCAUUUAAAGAUGUGUUUUAAAGCGUUCACACUCGGUCUGUGAGCUUCUGAACUUGUCGCUGCUCUGUCAGUUCCGACUGAAACUGCUCAUGGUGUGUUUGGUUCCGUUUGAAGAGUCAUGGAGCAGAAGUUCAGAAAGUGGAAGCAGCAGAGUCUGAGCAAACUGGACCAGAGUAAGAAAGGAAGCGUGGAUAAAGACAUUAAACACGUCGUUUCUCUUAUCAACAGCUGCCAGGAAUAUUUCACCACCAGCUCCUGCUCCGGGAGAAUCAUCCUCAUAGACGGGGAUUCUCAAAGCAGCGACGUCCAGAAACAGAACUGUGUCUGGCUGUUUGUCUCACAUGAGAAAUGCUCCUCUGACGACCUGAUGUCUGGUCUGACGGGCUCCAGUGGUGAUGCUGUGUUGAAGUUUGAGCCCUUUGUGCUCCACGUUCAGUGCAGGAGGCUGGAAGAUGCUCAGCUGCUGCACUCUGUCGCCGUCAGCUCCGGUUUCAGGAACUCUGGGAUCACGGUGGGAAAGACGGGAAAGACCAUGGCGGCGGUUCGUAGCACCCACGGCCUGGAGGUUCCUCUGAGCCGUGAAGGAAAGCUUCUGGUUGAACUCGAGUACAUCCGCUUCCUAACGCAGAUAGCCAAUCAGAAAAUGGAGCAGAACCUCAGACGGACACAGAGGUUCUACGAGAACCUCCAGUCAGCCCUGUCCGCAGAGAAACUACAAAAACUACAAACCCCAGAACCUCCCGGCUCCCAUGAACGUCACGAUCCGCCUCAUGUUCUGGAGACAGAAAAGGAGGAGAGGAAGAAAUCAGAUGUGUAUAAACGGAGGCGGAAGAGAGAACAGCAUCAGACGGACUGUUGCCAUGGUGACGGGGACGGUAGGAUAACGGAGCUGGACGACUGUUUGGAUCUGUUCCUGUGAAAUAAUGAACGGUCAGUUUGUGGUGGAUUAAAGAGCCGCUCAGGUUUGGGUUUGGUUCAGACAGUAGAGACGACGUAUGUUUUGGACUCAGAGGAGAUAAAUCUGCUAAAAAAUAAAGAAAUAAAUGUGUAAAUAUAAAGAGGAAUACAUUUUAAAAAAUGGAAAUAUAAAGUUAAAUUUUGUCUUUG
This is a messenger RNA of Acanthochromis polyacanthus (spiny chromis), 1522 nucleotides long. RefSeq names its product tRNA-yW synthesizing protein 3 homolog (S. cerevisiae) (gene tyw3). Gene Ontology annotation, molecular function: tRNA methyltransferase activity. The record is from RefSeq and is a predicted model, not a curated record. NCBI's taxonomy places the organism in Eukaryota, Metazoa, Chordata, Actinopteri, Pomacentridae. Gene Ontology annotation, cellular component: cytoplasm. The transcript is spliced from 6 exons. The coding region runs from base 534 to 1334 and encodes 266 amino acids. Gene Ontology annotation, biological process: tRNA methylation.